AUGAAAAUCACGGGCUUCACUUCGCACGAUGUGCGCUUCCCUACAUCGCUGGACAACACUGGCUCUGAUGCUAUGAAUGCAGCUACUGACUACUCGGCCGCCUACUGCGUGCUACAGACUGACUCGGCCCACAGAGGUCACGGUAUGACUUUUACCAUCGGCCGAGGUAAUGAGAUUGUCUGCACGGCCAUUGAUGCGCUGGCAACACUACUGGUUGGAAAAGAGCUUGAAUCUCUAACCGCUGAUUGGGGCAAGACAUGGCGCUAUCUAGUGUCUGACAGCCAACUAAGAUGGAUCGGCCCUGAAAAGGGCGUCAUCCACCUUGCUCUCGGAGCUAUCGUCAAUGCUCUGUGGGAUCUAUGGGCAAAGACCCUCAACAAGCCCGUCUGA
Molecule: messenger RNA, 390 nt
Organism: Trichophyton rubrum CBS 118892
Lineage: Eukaryota; Fungi; Ascomycota; Eurotiomycetes; Onygenales; Arthrodermataceae
Exons: 3
Coding region: 1-390 (129 amino acids)
Biological process (GO): carbohydrate catabolic process
Molecular function (GO): hydro-lyase activity; magnesium ion binding
Source: RefSeq, a predicted model, not a curated record